CGUACUGCGUGCUGGGUUUUGCUUGGAGGUGCAGUGAGAGGGAGAGCCAUGACAGCCACGCUAGUGGAAACUCUGCACAUGGUUCCCGGAGACGGAGAUACAAGCUACGCUCGCAACUCCACUAUUCAGGGUGGGCAGCAAAGCAACCUAAAGCCCAUGAUCGAAGAAGCCGUGGUAAGCCUCCUUAACGACAAUGAUGGUGCGACCGGCCUGGCGAUCGCCGACCUGGGCUGUUCCUCCGGCCCAAACACGCUUGUGCUCGUGUCGACGGCCGUCGCCGCCGUCCGCCGCCGCUGCUCGGAGCUCCGGCGGCAGCCACCGGAGCUCUGCGUGCACCUCAACGACCUCCCAAACAACGACUUCAACCUGGUAACCAAGAGCCUGGCCACGUACGCGAAAGCCCAAGAAAGCUUGGGCCCUCCUGUCCUGACCAGCAUCGUUCCCGGCUCGUUCCACGCCCGGCUCUUCAGCAAGCGUAGCCUUCACCUGGUCUGCUCAAACGCGAGCUUGCAGUGGCUCUCAAAGGCACCUGAAGAGCUGGUGCAGAACGGGAUCCCGUUCUACGACAGGGACGAGUCGGCGAGGCGUGCUCGGCGUCCUGCAGUCAUCCAGGCCUAUGCCCGGCAGUUUCGCAGCGACUUCACCCAGAUCCUGCGCCUGCGAGCUCAGGAGAUGGUUCCCGGAGGAAAGAUGGUGUUCUCCCUCCUUGGGCAGCGCCCCGACGACAAACCGGAGAACGCCCUCCAGCUUUUCGAAUUUAUAAAUGCCGUCCUACACGAAAUGGCGUCCAAGGGUUUGAUCGACGAGGAGAGACUCCACUCUUUCUACAUACCGGUGUAUGGGCCAUCAGAGAAAGAGCUGAGGGAGAUCGUAGAAGCUGAGGGCUCGUUUUCGAUCGACAAGAUGGCGAUCCAUGAACCUCCUCCUUCUCGGAAUGCCAAUCUCACUCCCAAGGCAAGGGCGGGCGGGUUGAGAGCUGCAAUGGAACCGAUCAUAGUGCGGCAUUUCGGAGCAUCUCCACCAGCCAUGGACGAGUUCUUGAGGAUCGCGGAGAAGCUCAUCAAAAUGUCACAUGUAGAGGAUGAGUAUCCAAACAAACCCAGGGCUUUCGUUGCUGCGUCCCUCACCAGGAGGGCAUGACCGCAUCACGGGAAUACAUGCAUGCAUAUAAACUAUGGUAAUGCCAUUGCCAUGUUUUUGCCGAAUAAAUUUUAUAUCAUGUACAGUGAUAUCCACUGGAUUAUUUACACGCACUGUGAUUAUUUCCA
Molecule: messenger RNA, 1268 nt
Organism: Zea mays
Lineage: Eukaryota; Viridiplantae; Streptophyta; Magnoliopsida; Poales; Poaceae
Product: jasmonate O-methyltransferase
Exons: 4
Coding region: 49-1140 (363 amino acids)
Molecular function (GO): methyltransferase activity
Source: RefSeq, a predicted model, not a curated record